AUGUAAUUAUUUUUGAAAUUAAAAGCUUAACUUUUUAUUAAAUUUCCACAACAUAAUUAUUUUCUUUAUAUGAAUUCAUUAUUGUUUGUGUAAAAUAAUUUAAUACGUUUUCGUUAUUUUUUCCUUAUUGUUUUUUGUUUAUUAUUAUUAUGGCGUUUUUUAUCUUUAUUUAUUCAUAAAUUAAAUGGAUAUCGACACAAUAUAUUUACGGGUAAUAACUAUUUAAUAUGCAAGGAAUUUUUUAUACAUCUUUAAUAUUGUUUGUUACUAUAAUUACUUAUCUAGAAAUGUCUAAACAUUUAUUUAAAUGAAUUAUAUUGUUUAUUAUAGUAUAAUCACUUUUUAAUUAACCAAAUUAACCUUGGCCUGUCAAAAUUAAUUCUACGUUAUCUGAAAGUCUACAUUAUUUACAUUCUUUUUGUAUUUCGAUUAAUUCUAAUUAAUUUUAAGAUAAUACAUAUACUAUGUUACCUUAUUCAGCUAACUUUUUAUAAUUUUUAUAUAAUUAUUUUUUUAUAAAAAUUAAUAAAUAUUUUUUAAUAUAAAAUAUAAUAUCUUGAUUAAAUAUUUGUCUUUUUUUUUUAUUAAUAAAAAUGUUAUCUUCAAUAUAUUUUUUUUUAGAUAGAAAUAUUAUUUGAAAUUUUAUUAUGCCAAAAAAAUUAAUUCACAUUUUUUUAUUUUUUAAUUUAAUUAAAAUUGCAAGUUAUAAAUGUUUUAUAUUUUAUUUUAUUACGUUAUAUGUAUUUGACAUUAUAUUUGUAAAAACAAUAGCAACUGAAUUAUCUUAUUAUAUAAAUUCAGAAACAAUUUAAGAAAUAUAUUCUUUUCGAUUAAUAUCUUAUUCAAGUUAGUGUCUAUUAACUAAAUUGGAAAGAAUAAAGCUAUCUUGGUUUUCAUUUGAAAUAAAAAAUAAUUUAUUAGUAAUUGCAUAUUCGAAAAAUUCAGUUAUUGUAAUUUCUUUUUAUGUUUCAUUCAAUUAUUAAAUUAUUAUUUACGUAUUUGUUUCAGUUUAUUCUUCAUUUUAUAUUUAUUUUUAUUCUGAUUUAUCACUUUCUUGAAAAAUAUGCUCACUUUUAGGAUAAAAACAGCAUAAUAUAUGCGUUUAUAAAAAAGAUUUUUUUUAUUUUUUUUAUUCAAGUAAAGGUUAUUAUUAUUCCAUAAUUGCAAGAAAAAAAGGAAAGUUUUUUUAUAAACCUAAAUAUAUUAUUUUAUUAAUUAAAUACGAAUAUAUUUUUUUUUUGA
Ichthyophthirius multifiliis is the source of this 1242-nucleotide messenger RNA. RefSeq lists its product as hypothetical. The transcript has a single exon. The record is from RefSeq and is a predicted model, not a curated record. Lineage: Eukaryota; Ciliophora; Oligohymenophorea; Hymenostomatida.